Molecule: messenger RNA, 886 nt
Organism: Drosophila biarmipes
Lineage: Eukaryota; Metazoa; Arthropoda; Insecta; Diptera; Drosophilidae
Product: COMM domain-containing protein 4
Exons: 4
Coding region: 110-706 (198 amino acids)
Source: RefSeq, a predicted model, not a curated record
AAGAUAUCGAUGUUGUUAUCGAAGUGGCCCCUCCUCUAGUAAAAUCAAAACAAGAUAUAAAUGAAUAAUUUAGUUUAGAAAAUCCCCAAAAAAUAAGAACAGCAGCACAAUGAAAUUCCGCUUCUGUGGCGAGGGCGAUUGUCCUGACUGGGUCCUAGCUGAGAUCAUAUCCACACUAUCCAACUUGACCAUUGAAAACUUGGAACAACUCAGCGAUCUGGUGGCCCUAAGAAUUUGUGGACAGACAUUUGAGGAAUCAAAAAUAAAGUCGCUGACCUCCACACUUACAAAUGAGGGUAAGACCGCGGUGGCCUGCAUCCAUUUUAUGCUGAUUAAUGCAGCUCGCUACAGCUGUACUGAGAGUAUUUUUGGAGAGGAGAUUCAGCAGUUAGGGCUGCCCAAGGAUCAUGCUGCAGCCAUGUGCCGAGUCCUACAAAAGCAUUCCGCUGGCAUCCGCCAAACACUAAUGGAUAAAGCAUUCAAAAUUAACGAGCUGCAAAGCGUUCGCAACAUAACCUCGCCUGGAAAAACGCCCCCGAACUAUACCACCUUGGAAAUUAAAAUCUCGCAAGAACUGGUCGAUGGCCUGCCGAAGGACACCACUCAUGUUGUAAACAUAAGUCGCGACCAAGCUAAGGCUCUGCUGGCGGAGCUUAAACUGGCACGCGAUGUAAUGAAGAAAUAUGAAAACAAGCCUGAUUCCUAAAAAUAUAAAGUGCUUGAAACACCUUUGAUUGGUCUGCUUCUGCUUGGAAUACUUGCUUGAUUUGUAACACCCUGUUUGUUUAACACAGUUUUUGUAAAAACGAUUUACAUUUUAAUUGGAUAACUAAAUUACGAAAAAUAUAUGUAAUCAAAAAUUAAAUAAUUUCAGCUAUCGAAAAUA